This is a messenger RNA of Phaedon cochleariae (mustard beetle), 1123 nucleotides long. NCBI's taxonomy places the organism in Eukaryota, Metazoa, Arthropoda, Insecta, Coleoptera, Chrysomelidae. The record is from the annotation of a GenBank genome assembly.
GAUUAUUAUUGUUAGGAUCACGAGUAAACAUCAUCCAGCUCUCGUACAGUGUACGCGAAUCCUUACAUAAUGUUUUGAUCAGGAAUCAAUGUCAUAUAAUAAGUGUACCUAUAACCUUUCAGUGUCUUGACGCAAAAAGAUUAGAUAGUAUGUAGGUACUUAUCGUUGAUCAUUCCAAAUUCUGAUUGUAAUUCCAUCAGAUACCUGACCGUUCCCAUACAUACAAACAGUUCAUAAGAAUGGACAUAGAAAAAACCACGAGUCACAACCUGAAAUGCUCCGUCUGUAAGAACUAUUUGAACGUCGCACCAGUGUUGACUUCUGAAGAUGGAAAAAUAAAUAAAUGUGGAAGAUGCCAACUCAAGGGGCCAGUGCUCAACAAUCGAAACUCUCUGUAUGAAUCCAUAGGAGCAAAGCUCAGGUUCCCCUGCAAGAAUGAAGAAUGCACGGAUCGGAUGUCCUGGGCUGAAGUACAGAGACACGAAAAGUCAUGCAAGCACAGGAAAAUCGAAUGCCCGUUUUGGAAUUGCAGAGAAAAAGACAUCAAGUUCGUCAUUUUGAAUGACAUUAGCCAUUUUGAAACCAACCAUCCCGGGUCCAUCCAUUCUGGUGAUAAUAUGACUCUUAACUUGAAAGUGAUCACCCAUCAUCAGUCGUUCAUGAAGCUGUUAGUAGUAGACACCAUUCCGUUUUUGAUGUUGAUACACUGUUUGAAAUUCGGAGAAUCACUUCUCAUAGGACUAUUCAAUUUCAAUAACAAGUUAUAUGAUUAUCAACUCAAAAUAUACUCCGACAAGAACUCCAAGAGACACUCAGUAUUCAAAGAAAACGUUUUGUUAUAUGACGAAGACCAGCAUUGCUUGUAUUGUCUACAAAAUCUUUGUGUGAUGCAAAACCACGUGUUUUCUAAAAGAAAUCCAAGUAGUAAUCAGAACGAAAAGUACAAGUUUUAUUCCAAUAUUGAUGUAGGUGCUACGAAAACUACUUUACAAACUGAAAAUUUGAUGAUUGAUGUAAGCAUAAUCGAACAUCAAGAACAAAAUGGAGAAAAAUGAUAUAUACCUAAUAUUUAUUAAUAAAAAAUUCAAAACAUAAUUCAUGUGUCACAUGAGGAAUUUCAGAU